AUGUUUCUUUAUCUCUCUCUCUCUCUCUCUCUCUUCCUUUACCUCUACUUUUUUAACCCUAUCACUUUUCUACUCACUUCAUUCUCCUUACCCUCUCUCUAUGUUUCUUUAUCUCUCUCUCUCUCUCUCUCUUUUUGUUUCUUUACCCUCUAUCUCUCUUUUGUUUCUUCUUUACCCUCCAGUUUCUAUCUCUCUUUAGUUAACCCUAUCACUUUUCUUCUCACUUCAUUCUCCUUACCCUCUCUCUAUGUUUCUUUAUCUCUCUCUCUCUCUUCCUUUACCUCUACUUUUGUUUCUUCUUUACCCUCCAGUUUCUAUCUCUCUUUAGUUAACCCUAUCACUUUUCUUCUCACCUUCAUUCUCCCUCUCUCUAUGUUUUUUUAUCUCUCUCUCUCUUCCUUUACCUCUACUUUUGUUUCUUCUUUUCCCUCCAGUUUCUAUCUCUCUUUAGUUAACCCUAUCACUCUUUUUCUUCUCACUUCAUUCUCCUUACCCUCUCCCUAUGUCUUCUCUCUCUCUCUCUUCCUUUACCUCUACUUUUGUUUCUUCUUUACCCUCCAGUUUCUAUCUCUCUUUAUUAACCCUAUCACUUUUCUACUCACUUCAUUCUCCUUACUUUUUGUUUCUUCUUUACCCUCUCUCUAUGUUUCUUUAUCAUUCUCUCUCUCUCUCUCUCUCUCUUCCUUUACCUCUACUUUUUUAACCCUAUCACUUUCUUCUCACUUCAUUCUCCUUUUCUCUCCCUCUCUAUGUUUCCUCUCUCUCUUUCUCUCUUCCUUUUCCUUUACCUCUACUCUUUUGUUUCUUCUUUAUUCCCUCCAGGUUCUCUAUGUUUUUUCUUUAGUUAACCCUAUCACUUUUCUCUCUCUCUCUCUCUAUUUAACCCUAUCCUUUUCUUUAUCUCUCUCUCUCUCUUUAUCUCUCUCUCUCCUUCUACUUUUUGUUUAUUCUUUACCCUCCAGUUUCUAUCUCUCUUUAGUUAACCCUAUCACUUUUCUUCUCACUUCAUUCUCCUUACCCUCUCUCUAUGUUUCUUUAUCUCUCUCUCUCUCUCUCUCUCUUCCUUUACCUCUACUUUUGUUUCUUCUUUACCCUCCAGUUUCUAUCUCUCUUUAG
Molecule: messenger RNA, 1116 nt
Organism: Acanthosepion pharaonis
Lineage: Eukaryota; Metazoa; Mollusca; Cephalopoda; Sepiida; Sepiidae
Source: the annotation of a GenBank genome assembly